Portunus trituberculatus (swimming crab) is the source of this 2032-nucleotide messenger RNA. Its product is annotated as tetraspanin-2A-like. Bases 253 to 975 code for a protein of 240 amino acids. The transcript is spliced from 6 exons. The record is from RefSeq and is a predicted model, not a curated record. Gene Ontology annotation, cellular component: membrane. NCBI's taxonomy places the organism in Eukaryota, Metazoa, Arthropoda, Malacostraca, Decapoda, Portunidae.
GAGAGAGAGAGAGAGAGAGAGGAAACAAAAACAAGAAAAUAGAGGCGAUAAAAAAAAAGAGAAAGAGAAAAAGAAACAAAAAAAACUAAACAGACUAGAAAAAUAAACAGAAAAAAGAAAGAAAAGAAAAGAAAAGAAAGAAAAACGAACAUAAGAAAUAAACAGGACCAAGAAAUAAAUCAAGAAAAGAAGAAAGAAACUAAGAAAAACCACCACCACCACCACCACCACCACCACCACCACACCUUCAGGAUGGGGCGGGGCACUGGGCAGGUGUCGUGGGGGGAACAGACGGAGCUUCUUCAGUACCUCCUCUACAUCUUCAACACUGUCUUCUUCUGCGCAGGGGCUCUCGUUUUCUCGGUAGCGAUGUGGAUUCGAUUCGACAAAGACAUGGGGGAUUUUGUGGAAGCUGUCGGCAUAUUCCACUACUGGGCGGGGACAACUGUCGUGAUGGUCGGCGCUUCUCUUGUCAUGCUCAAUGCCUUCAUCGCCUGCUGCGGGGUGUACUCCGGCAGCAAGUGUAUGGUGGUGACUUACAUGAUCUUCACAGUGAUCACCUUUAUUAUGCUGCUGGGAGGAUCUGCCUACACGCUGGACAACGGUAUGGAGGACUCGAAGGCGUACCCAUUCAUUCAGGAGCAGAUGAGGCAGCUGAUCCACCAAUACCAGUGGGACGUGGCUGCCAGGCGCUCUGUUGAUAUUGUGCAGGAAUAUGUGGGCUGCUGCGGUGGUUAUUCGGCCAGCGACUACACGGAUAUACACCUGCCCGUGCCCAACACCUGCCGUGACCAGGUGACCGGUAACCAGUACGGAGACUCCUGCGCUGAGAUCUUUGGCCAAUACCUGGAAGUGCGCACUGGUUGGCUGGCUGGUCUCUCCCUGUCCCUCUGUUUCUUCCAGUGCUUCGCCAUGAUGAUCUCCGUGUGUAUGUACAUGGCCUUCAGGGAGAGAGAAGAAGAAAGGCGCAUGUAGUCUGCUGUAGUAUGUCUCCCUCAAGCUUACGUCUCUACCCUCACCAGUCGCCAUAUCCCUUCACCCGACAUACCACAAGACACUAGCUCCCACUCCCCCAGCACUCCCUGCACGUGUCAGCUGCAGUGAUAGUUAUGAUACGCUGUCGCCACGUCCUCAUGUUUUGGUACGAAUAAAAUAGUGGAAUAGAAUGGUACAGAAUUUAUCUAGUACAAAAAUAUGACGCGUGUAUCUAAAACUGUUUAAUAUACUAGAUAUGAGACUAAUUUCUGUGGGAAGUACGUAAGUUGCUUAACGAAAAAGAUGAUAGAUAUAAGAUAAGAUAAGUAAAUAGUGAAAUAAUAGAUAAGUGAUUUGUGUAGUUAUGUCUGUUCAAUGAUUCACACUAACUAAAUCAUGUUUGUAGUACCUGGGAUGGGCUCAGAAUUAAGAGUAGUUCUUGAUACUACCAUGGCACCCUUCUUCUCUUCCUCUCUCUCUUUGUGCCUGCCAGUGUUCCUCUCUCUGGUGUCUGAAUGUGUGGAUAGUUUCGUGGUUAAAGGAAUUCCAGCUGAAACAAUAAAAAGGUUAGAUUUGUUACCUAGUUCUCUUUGUCAAUUCCAGCUGAACCAAUGAAAAAAAGGUUAUUCUAGAUUUGUUAGCUCUUUUGUGAAUUCCAGCUGAAGAAAUAAAAAGUGUACAUUUGUUACUUCUUUUGCCUAUUCCGACUGAGGCAAUAAAAAGGGUAGAUUUGUUAGUUAUUUUGUCUUUUCCAGCUGAAGCAAUAAAAAAGUGUUAGAUUUAUUAGAUGUGUUGUCUAUGUGAAUGGUACUGGUAAGACUUUAAAGUAAUUAUUUAAUUAACUCCUCUGAACUUUUUGAAGUACCAUUGGAUUGAAACAUUGUACAACAGUCAACAUUUGGUCAGUGUUAAGUGUGAUGUGUGAGUCAGUGAUUAGUCACUAUAUGGGCAACACUACAAGUUUACUAUGUAUUUCUUAAGAGUGUGGGAACAGGAACACUUUUUAUAUGUUUAUAUUUUGAAAGUUCCCAAACAAAUUAAUAAACCAUUAAGUUUU